AUGUUUACACCCGAACGAAACUACACACAUACGGGAACCCGCGCCUCGCCUGUUAUAGCUGUGCGAUUUGGACUUACCUCUGAUGAGACUUGGUUGAUGCCAUCUCCCGACGCUAGUGAUGAUUCCAGGGUUUAUGAUGCUGCCAACGGCGGCAUUCUGUGUGACGACGUUGCCGACAAUGCCCGUGAGGGAGUUCAUCACGAUAAAGACCAGGUCGCCCCGGAAAAACUCGUUCAGCGGGAUGCUGCCGUCGUCUUUAGCUGCGAAUGUGGCUUGCAUGUCUUUUAUCGUCCUCGACACCGGCCAUCUCCUACUACCCCGCCCCUUGACCGCCGCGUACUUGAUCUGGGACGAUAUCAUGGAUGCAUCCAGUACCGCCGGGACGGUGUCGGGCUCAGUGCCGUUAACGAUGCGUGUCUCAUCAAGUCGUCCAUCAUGGUGCUCCUGCGCCAGUAUUUCGGGGAUCAUCCGGACUACGGUCAGCUGGUGGAGCUAUUUCACGAGGCUGCGUUACGAACGGAGCUGGGCCAACUCGCUGAUAUGACGACUAGCAAUAAAUGCAGUCUUGCUGAGAUGACAAUGGAGCGGUAUGAAUUCACAGCGGAGAAUAAGGCUGCAUUCUAUAGCUUCUAUCUCCCCGUCGCGCUGGCCCUGCGGUACCUCCAGUGCGCGACUGGGCAGAAUAUGGAAAUUGCGCGGGAAGUUCUGCUUGGCAUGGGAUGGUAUUUCCAAGUCCAGGACGAUUACCUUGAUCUCCGAGCAGAAGGCUAUGCUCAGCCUCUGCUACGGAAGGCCGGACAUUGGGAAAGAAGCCAGGGCGAAGGAUGUCUUUUGUCAGGUAGAUAUGAGGGCGCAUUCAUGGACUUUGAGAUGACUGAGUUGGACAAUCUUGAGAAGCGGAUCGACCAAAUUGGAGGAGAGCAUGGGCCUGUGAAGGAUAUUGUCAGGUCAGUCCUGGAGAAGAUUUCGCGGCGGAAUAAGUGA
Molecule: messenger RNA, 984 nt
Organism: Penicillium mononematosum
Lineage: Eukaryota; Fungi; Ascomycota; Eurotiomycetes; Eurotiales; Aspergillaceae
Product: Farnesyl pyrophosphate synthase
Exons: 5
Coding region: 1-984 (327 amino acids)
Biological process (GO): trans, trans-farnesyl diphosphate biosynthetic process
Cellular component (GO): cytoplasm
Molecular function (GO): dimethylallyltranstransferase activity; (2E,6E)-farnesyl diphosphate synthase activity
Source: RefSeq, a predicted model, not a curated record